GCCCACCUCAAAAUUUCCCCGUUUCCAAUCCCGUCGCCUCUCCUGCCCCCCGCGAUCGACGCCUCCGCCCGAUCCGCUCGUCGCAACCGCCGGAGGAGAAGGCGCGAAGCGGGAGGCAGGCCAGGCCGGACGGCGGUUCGACCCGCGGGGCUCGAUUCGAUAUGAAUCCCGAGUACGACUACCUCUUCAAGCUUCUGCUUAUUGGUGAUUCUGGUGUUGGCAAGUCAUGCCUCCUCCUGAGAUUUGCGGAUGACUCGUACCUGGACAGUUAUAUCAGUACAAUUGGAGUCGACUUUAAAAUUCGUACAGUUGAGCAGGACGGGAAGACCAUCAAGCUUCAGAUUUGGGAUACUGCUGGGCAAGAACGUUUCAGGACAAUUACCAGCAGCUACUACCGAGGAGCCCAUGGCAUUAUCAUUGUAUAUGAUGUCACAGACCAAGAAAGCUUCAACAAUGUAAAGCAAUGGCUGAAUGAAAUUGAUCGUUAUGCAAGCGACAAUGUAAACAAGCUCCUUGUUGGGAACAAGUGUGACUUGACGGCAAACAAAGUUGUGUCAUAUGAAGCAGGCAAGGCUCUUGCUGAUGAGAUGGGCAUCCCAUUCAUGGAGACCAGUGCCAAGAGUGCUACUAAUGUGGAGCAGGCUUUCAUGGCUAUGGCUGCAUCCAUUAAGACCAGGAUGGCUAGCCAACCUGCUGCAGCUAAUGCCAGGCCACCAACCGUGCAGAUUCGUGGCCAGCCCGUUAACCAGAAGACGUCCUGCUGCUCUUCCUAGAUUAUUCAUUUCUUUCAGUUCAUGUAAACUUUGAUGCACUGUUACUACUGUUUGCUUGUGAUGCGUUUGUAAUAUUCCCUGUUAAUUGUCUAAAUAGCAUUUUUCAUAUAAUUCAAGUGAUCAAUUAUCUUGACUGAGCA
Molecule: messenger RNA, 913 nt
Organism: Panicum hallii
Lineage: Eukaryota; Viridiplantae; Streptophyta; Magnoliopsida; Poales; Poaceae
Product: GTP-binding protein YPTM2-like
Exons: 8
Coding region: 162-773 (203 amino acids)
Molecular function (GO): GTP binding; GTPase activity
Source: RefSeq, a predicted model, not a curated record